AUGCCGCUCCGCCCCGGCUCGCUGGUCCCAGAAGGCGCCGGGUUUCCCAAGAUGGCGGCCGACGUGUCCGUUACUCACCGGCCCCCGCUGAGCCCGGAGUCUGGGGCCGAGGUUGAAGCUGGUGAUGCCGCGGAGCGCCGGGCGCCCGAAGAAGAGUUGCCGCCGCUAGAUCCAGAAGAGAUCCGGAAGCGCCUGGAACACACCGAGCGCCAGUUCCGUAACCGCCGCAAGAUACUGAUCCGGGGCCUCCCGGGGGACGUGACCAACCAGGAAGUGCACGACCUGCUCAGCGACUAUGAGCUCAAGUACUGUUUUGUGGACAAAUACAAAGGGACAGCCUUCGUGACCCUGCUGAACGGGGAGCAGGCGGAGGCUGCCAUCGGCGCUUUUCAUCAGAGCCGCCUGCGGGAGCGCGAGCUGUCGGUGCAGCUGCAGCCCACGGAUUCCCUGCUGUGUGUGGCCAACCUGCCGCCCAGCCUCACGCAGCAGCAGUUCGAGGAGCUGGUGCGGCCCUUUGGCAGCCUGGAGCGCUGCUUCCUGGUCUACAGCGAGCGCACCGGCCACUCCAAGGGCUACGGCUUUGCCGAGUACAUGAAGAAGGACUCAGCCGCCCGCGCCAAGUCAGACCUGCUGGGCAAGCCGCUGGGCUCGCGCACCCUCUACGUGCACUGGACGGACGCCGGGCAGCUGACGCCUGCUCUCCUGCACUCCCGCUGCCUCUGUGUCGACCGCCUGCCACCCGGCUUCAGCGACGUGGACGCCCUGUGCCGGGCGCUGUCCGCCAUCCACACGCCCACCUUCUGCCAGCUGGCUUGCGGCCAGGACGGGCAGCUGAAGGGCUUCGCGGUGCUGGAAUACGAGACGGCCGAGAUGGCGGAGGAGGCGCAGCAGCGGGCCGACGGCCUGGCCCUGGGGGGCAGCCACCUGCGCGUCUCCUUCUGCGCCCCCGGGCCCCCCGGCCGCAGCAUGCUGGCCGCACUCAUCGCUGCCCAGGCCACGGCCCUCAACCGGGGGAAGGGGCUCCUGCCCGAGCCCAGCAUCCUGCAGCUGCUCAACAACCUGGGGCCGUCCGCCUCCCUCCAGCUGCUGCUCAACCCCCUGCUCCACGGCAGCGCAGGGGGCAAGCAGGGCCUCCUGGGUGCCCCGCCGGCCAUGCCGCUGCUCAACGGGCCAGCCCUGUCCACGGCGCUGCUGCAGCUCGCCCUGCAGACCCAGAGCCAGAAGAAGCCCGGGAUCCUUGGAGAUUCACCCCUGGGCACCCUCCAGCCUGGGGCCCAGCCGGCUACCCCCCUCCUGGGAGAGCUGUCUGCAGGGGGGGGCCUGACCCCGGAGCUGCCGCCCCGGCGAGGGAAGCCACCACCCCUGUUGCCACCACUGCUUGGCCCCGCUGGGGGUGACCGGGAGGCCAUGGGCCUGGGUCCCCCAGCCGCCCAGCACACUCCUCCCCCACCCCCCGUAGGGCUCCGAGGCACUGGCCUCAGGGGCCUCCAGAAAGACACUGGGCCUCUGCCGCCGCCCGCUGGGGUCUCGCUGCUCGGGGAGCCCCCCAAGGACUACCGGAUCCCCCUGAAUCCCUACCUGAACCUGCACAGCCUGCUCCCAGCCAGCAACCUGGCGGGUAAGGAGGCCCGGGGCUGGGGAGGCGCUGGGAGAAGCCGCCGCCCAGCUGAGGGCCCCCUGCCUAACCCCUCAGCCCCUGGCGGCGGCGGCAGCGGCGGUGCCAGCAGCAGCAGCAAAGCCUUCCAGCUUAAGUCCCGCCUGCUCAGCCCCCUCACCAGCACCCGCCUGCCCCCCGAACCAGGGCUGCCUGACAGCUACGGCUUGGACUACCCCUUGGAUGUGGGACCUCGGCGGCUCUUCUCGCACCCACGGGAGCCAGCCCUCGGGCCUCACGGGCCCAGCCGACACAAGAUGUCUCCCCCGCCCAGUGGCUUUGGCGAGCGGAGCGGUGGGGGUGGAGGCGGGCCCCUCUCUCACUUCUACUCGGGCUCGCCCACCUCCUACUUCACCAGCGGCCUGCAGGCUGGCCUUAAGCAAAGCCACCUCAACAAGGUGGUCGGCUCCUCCCCACUGGGCUCCGGAGAAGGGCUCCUGGGUCUCGGCCCUGGGCCCAACGGUCACAGCCACCUGCUGAAGACCCCACUGGGUGGCCAGAAACGCAGCUUUGCCCACCUGCUGCCCUCGCCCGAGCCCAGCCCGGAAGGCAGCUACGUGGGCCAGCACUCCCAGGGCCUCGGUGGCCACUAUGCGGACUCCUACCUGAAGCGGAAGAGAAUUUUCUAAGGGGCCGGCGCCAGAGAUGCCCAAGGACCUGCACCAAAUCGCUUUUGGGUUUUCUGGUGUUUUGUUUUGUGUUUUUUAAAAACAUUUUCUUUCUUUCGGUAAUAGAAAAAUCUCUGAAAGACUUUACUGACCAACCAGCCGGAGCCCCAGGAGCCCAAGGAGUGUGGGGGCGUCUAGGGGCCUCAGCGCUCCUCUGGCCGGCUCCCCACGCCGAAACCCUGCAGCCUUAAGAGAGGGGCCCCGGCCUGCUCUCUCCCUCCCCGUCUCCUGUCCUCUGCCUGUGCCUGUCUCUCCGGGAGUCCUCUCCUGCCUCGUCACUCCUGUAUUUUGGCCUUUCGAGUGCCUUGGAGGUUUCCCUGACCUCCUGUGAGGAUCAGAGACCGUCCCCCUUUUUUAACUUUGACAAUUGACUUGUGUUUCCUUUUCUAAUUU
Propithecus coquereli (Coquerel's sifaka) is the source of this 2715-nucleotide messenger RNA. It is a transcript of the gene RAVER1, whose product is annotated as ribonucleoprotein, PTB-binding 1. Gene Ontology annotation, cellular component: cytosol. The record is from RefSeq and is a predicted model, not a curated record. Gene Ontology annotation, molecular function: mRNA binding. The transcript has 13 exons. The coding region runs from base 1 to 2283 and encodes 760 amino acids. Lineage: Eukaryota; Metazoa; Chordata; Mammalia; Primates; Indriidae.